AUGGGUGCCAAUACUUCAAAGCGGACCACAAAUGAGAAUGGUUCAGAUGGUGACGGAUUGACUGUCAAACAAGUUGGUGCUGUCAAGUUGCGAGAAGCUGUAAAGAAAGGACAGAACCUUCCCCCGUUCCUCACGUCAGACGAUAUAUAUCAUUCGACUCAUACUAUUCCCAAUUGGAGAGUAAGGAUAUCGAUAUCCGAUUUGAGGAGGAAAACGGGUCCUAGAGCUAGCAAGAAUGAAGAGGAGGAGAAUUUCCAUCAACAUCAUUUGACUGUUGCGAUGCGAGUCAAUAGAAUAUGUUAUACUAUCGCAGGACCUAUUCUAUACAGUCGCGUCAUAACAAUUCGACCUGAUUCAUUCCUCUCACAUGUCAAUCCACCUAUCUCAAAUCGAUUAUCCAAAAUUGAAUUAUUCCAAUACAUCCAUCGAAUGGAUAUUGGUUAUUCCCCUACAGAUAUUGAUGAAUCAGAUAUCAAUCCACCGUUGACCAGAUCUGAUAGAGCCAUAGCUGCAGGAGCAGGUUUAUUCGGACUGGGAAAUAGUAGAGAUGGUUUAUAUAAUGGUCCUACAUUGAUUCGAGAUAUGGAUAUCGCUCAUAGAACUACUUUUUUAUUGAAAAACCUUCAAGAAUCAAUCCUACCUGAUCAUCAACAUCAGGGGAUGAAGCUGUUUGGGAAUUUGCAAUCCAUCACCAUUGGAUCUUUUGGUCAAACGCCUUACUCAAGAUGGGAUGUAGGACAUAGAUUUCUCUCCAAUGAUCUAAAUCGAUAUCGACUAUCUUCUUCAUCAUCAUCAUUUUACUUCAGUAAAUUGAUAUCUACUUUCUCAAUGUCAAUGUCAGCAUCGACAAUGCAAGAACCUGCUUUGUCAGAAACAUUGUCUAGAAAGAAUGAGGAACAAAAUGAAUUGAUCAAGAUAAGAUACAGGUUUGGCAAUGAAUUUAUGAAAAAUUGUUCACCCGAACACAUCUGUGUCGAUAAUUUUUCAGGUCCCUUAUCAAUCAAUGAUCCUCUAUCUUCACCGUCACCGUCACUUGGACUGAAAAGCUAUACGAUCCACAUCACUCAAUCAAUUGUAGAUAACGGUCUGAAGACAUUCCCAGUCGUUACUGGAAUAAUCAACAGAUGGAUCAUUCAUCCCGAAGCAUGGGAUAUAUGGAGGGGAAAUACAUAUCGUUGGUUGGACGCUUUAAUCAGUUUCUUAUUUAUGGAUGGUAUACCGAAAUUCAGCAACACAAAGGUAAUCAUAUAUGGUGCAUUAGAUCGACAAAGAAUUGAUAAAGAAUUUCCUUCUUUGGUGGAAGAUUGGGAUGAUAAUUGGGAAUGGGAAAAAAAGAAAUCCAAAGUCAUUACUUGGAUAUUUGGUUGGGCUAUAGUACUGAAUCUUGCAGGAUUCGUUACCUUGGCGGAAGAAGGGGAAGUCGUGUGUGAUGCUUGUGGAUGUAGGUAUGGAGGAGUUGAUUUAUGA
Molecule: messenger RNA, 1467 nt
Organism: Kwoniella shivajii
Lineage: Eukaryota; Fungi; Basidiomycota; Tremellomycetes; Tremellales; Cryptococcaceae
Exons: 4
Coding region: 1-1467 (488 amino acids)
Source: RefSeq, a predicted model, not a curated record